AUGGCAGGACAGGCGUUUAGAAAAAAGUUUCUUCCAUUCUUUGAGCCAGUACUGGUUGAAAGGAGCACUGCUGAAACUGUAACCAAAGGAGGCAUUAUGCUUCCAGAAAAAUCUCAAGGAAAAGUAUUGCAAGCAAUAGUAGUCGCUGUUGGAUCGGGUUCUAAAGGAAAAGGUGGAGAGAUUCAACCAGUUAGCAUGAAAGUUGGAGAUAAAGUUCUCCUCCCAGAAUAUGGAGGCACCAAAGUAAUUCUAGAUGACAAGGAUUAUUUCCUAUUUAGAGAUGGUGACAUUCUUGGAAAGUACGUAGACUGA
Molecule: messenger RNA, 312 nt
Organism: Pongo pygmaeus (Bornean orangutan)
Lineage: Eukaryota; Metazoa; Chordata; Mammalia; Primates; Hominidae
Product: 10 kDa heat shock protein, mitochondrial-like
Exons: 2
Coding region: 1-312 (103 amino acids)
Cellular component (GO): mitochondrion; mitochondrial matrix
Molecular function (GO): protein folding chaperone; ATP binding; metal ion binding
Source: RefSeq, a predicted model, not a curated record